AUGUCGGUGGGCCGUAGACAUGCCGGGUUUAUUGAUGACUAUGGUCAUACCUAUAUGGUUGGGGAUAAUACUUUUGGGCAGUGUGGCAGGAAGAUUAAGGCUAAGAAUGUUAAUCCAGAAGAUGGUACUCUCAUGCCCCUACAGGAGAGUAGGGACCCUCCGGAUUGGUUCGGUAUUCCUGCUAAGCCUCUGCUCAGUGUACCUGGGAAGGCCUCGCAGGUAUCAUGUGGUGGUAGGCAUACUAUGGUACUAGGUGAGGAUGGUAGGGUGUGGGCUUUUGGGGAUGAUAGUAGGAUACAGUUGGCUCUAGGGGAUACCAGGUCUAAGCCGCAGGACAUGAUGGGUCCUGGUAAGAGAGGUUGGCAGAGUAUAUACAAUAUGGGUGAUGAGAAGAUGCAUAGGUUGGAGGAUAACAACCCUCAUGCCCCACGAGUACAGUAUAGCUACUAUGACCCUCAUUGUCAAUGGCGCCCUAAACUAACCCAGCAGCCUCCACCACAGAGUCAAGAGGGACUGAGUAUUCUCGAUGAAGAGAAGGCACGUCGGUCAAAGGAUGUUGAAUGCAAUAUCCUCUUCGCCUGUGGAGAGAAUCUGUUCACUAAAGUAGAAGAGGUGCAAUGCGGAUCCCAUCACUGCCUGUGUAGAUUAAGUGAUGGUACUGUAUACACCUGGGGGAAGAACCAGCAUGGGCAGGGAGGUGUUGGCAACCGGGCGACUAUCUGCCCGCCAGCAGCAGUGCUCGGCAGUAGACAGCGAGGGCCCCUGAGAGAAGAUGUUGAGACUAAUAAUAGCACAGUACGUAGAGAGGUCAACACCGGGUCUAAGGAUGUGAGCGAUACGUCCUAUAUUGCCUUUGAUGAGAAGGGUAUGAUACCAGUGCCUGAGGACACACGUACAUGGCAACAGAGGAUGGAGGCAUGGGUGGCUGAUAUCAAACACAUGUUCAUUACGGAACCUUCAAUGCUUGACCUGGAAGAAGAGUCUAAACCUAGUGAACGUACUGGCAUACAGGAGAAGUAUCAGCUCACAACAGAUGGUAGGGUUCUAGCCAUGUUUUGCUAUGAGCAUGAUCAAUCAGAGCAAAUGCCUUGGCGUCCAAUUGGUAUUGCUGCUGGGGGUAACGCUAGUGCUAUCAUAGCUGUAUGGGAGCAGUCUGUAGCGGAUGAUAUCUCUGAGGAACGAGAGAAGCAGAGACAGGAUAAUGCAGCGCUAUUGAUGCAACAGAUGGCUGAGUUGGAGAAGAGGAAGGAGGCUCUUGAUGCAGGAGUCGCCCCUACUACCGUUAACGAGGAUAAAACUGAUGCAUGA
Molecule: messenger RNA, 1308 nt
Organism: Perkinsus marinus ATCC 50983
Lineage: Eukaryota; Perkinsozoa; Perkinsida; Perkinsidae
Exons: 10
Coding region: 1-1308 (435 amino acids)
Source: RefSeq, a predicted model, not a curated record